This is a messenger RNA of Pieris brassicae (large cabbage white), 4279 nucleotides long. RefSeq lists its product as uncharacterized. Gene Ontology annotation, molecular function: aldose reductase (NADPH) activity. The transcript is spliced from 14 exons. Lineage: Eukaryota; Metazoa; Arthropoda; Insecta; Lepidoptera; Pieridae. The record is from RefSeq and is a predicted model, not a curated record. Bases 169 to 3954 code for a protein of 1261 amino acids. Gene Ontology annotation, cellular component: cytosol.
GUUUAUAAUAUCUGUGUUUGAUAGACGUUUGGUGAUGUGAAGAUUAUCUGAGAACAAUUAUAGGAGUGGACUUCCUUUUUAUCAAGACAUGUUUGCUAUACCAAGUUGCAAAUAAUUAUCAACGUUUCAAAGAUAAACUUAUCAAUAACAUUAUCAGAUAAUUUAUUUAUGGACGACGUUGGACACAGUCGUUUACUGAAGUUCUUCAUUACCAGAAUGGACGACCUGAUCGAGUCGAAUGUACCAGGCGAGCAGAUAAUUCGAGGUGACAGCGAUGCGCAUUAUGAGCCUGUUAUAACCGUGACUCAGCAGGAGACAUCCACGAGCAGGGCAAACAUAACAGCGCGGAAAAUAACUGUCACCGAAGAUAUUUCGGAUCAGGGGAUUAAUGAACCUGUUUUGGAAAUGGAAAAAUUGGAAAAUGCAACCGAAGGAAAAUCUGUGGCAAUUGACAAGAAAGUGUAUAAAAAAACACAGCAUGAAGAGAAGAGAAGUAAAACUAAAAUACCAAUGUUAAGGAAAGCUGUGCGCCAAUUAAUUCAAGUAGAAGAUAAAAAGAAAAUGGAGGAAGAAAUACCAGUACAAAGACGGAUGUCUUCAAUCCCUCGAUUAAAAGACAUGAAAAAACUCGUCACAUCUGCAAAAGCAGAGAAGGAAAAUACAGAUCCUAAAACUGUCGUCUCGCCAAGAACAGAAGAAGAGUUCGACAAACUAUUCGAAGAGAUUAAACAAAACUCUGAUAGACAUUCAAAUGCUUUCGUUAAAGAUCCAGAAAAAAUAGAGAUGAAGUUUGAAGAAAUAAUACAUGAUUAUGAUGAAAAUAAAGUAGAACCAAUUAAUGUUGAAAAACUAAAAAGUAGAAUACCAAUGCUUAAAAGAAAAAGUGAACAUGACAUUGAAGCUACGAAGCUAACUAAUUGGAGGCGCGUUUAUAAAAAACGUUCAUCUAUACAAAAUCCUCAACAUUAUACAAAAUUAUUCCUUAAUGUUCAAUCAAAAGCAAGCGAAAGAAACAGAACCCAAUCCGAAACAAACGUCAAUGAUUCAUUUACAACAGAUACUGAGAAACAAGAAAAUACAGAAAGAGAAGAUGAGGUAAACUCAAACAGUGAUACUGGAACUAAUACAAACGUUUCAUUAGGUACAUCGAAAACUGAUCCUGUAAUAUCAACUACAGAAAAAAAUCAAAUGGAAUAUAAUGAACAUGUAUCUCCUGUCUUCUCUUCUGUACAAAAUUCUCUAGAGACUGAAGAGAACAGAAUUCUCAAAAAGAGUCAAUCUAUCGACAGUUCUAAUGUACAACUAAAAGAAAUUCAAACAAAUAGCAGUGUAAGGCGCAGUCUUAGUCAUAUUGAUAAUCUAUCUUCGAACGCUUUGGUUCAAAAGGUUGUUGAAACUCAAAAACAAAUUCAAGUUAGUGAAGAGUAUAACGCAACACCUAUUACAGAAACCAUCGAAGUAAGAGCAUUAGAUAUUGAAGUGAAAUCUUCUAUAGAUGAACAGCCUAUUGAAAGUACAAUAGUUCAAGAAAAAGAUACAAUUGUAAAACAGGACAUGGUAUGUAAAGAAACAUCAAUGUUAAUUCGUAAAAAUCAAGAACACGUAGAUAUGGAACCGUCAGAGGAACCUAAAAGUUUAGAAAUGGAAGUAUCGUAUGUGAUAGAAUCUUCUCUAACCCAACCAACUGUUUUAAUAAGCAAUUCACAAGAUGAUAGUGAAAGAAAUAAUGAAGUAAAAGAGGCUCACCAAAGUAAUAACUACGAUACAAUUGAUAAAAACGUAUUUGAUAACUUGGAUCAAGAGAUUUCUACGUCGAGAAUUAUUUCAACAGAUCUUUUGAAGCCAACCAUUUGUGACACAGAAACAAAAGACACAGUAAAUGGUGUUUCGGAGUCUGUCAAUCUAUCAAGUCAAAAUAUUGACAAAUUUGAUUCCUGUAGCUAUCAUGAAGAAUCUAACAUACAUAAAGCAGCUGAAGAAUUAAAGACCGAAUCCCCAAUUACAGCCAUGCUAGACAACAAUAAAUAUUUUCAAGACAAUAAAUCAAUAAAAAGUGGAGAUCAACAAAUCCCCAUUCUAGGUCAUCCAGAUGCCUUAUUUAAUCGUCCAGAGACUCCCAUAGAGGACUUUUUACCAAUGAUACGAGACAGCAAGGAGAAUUUAGGCACCCUUUUAAAUACAGAUAUACCAAGCACUGAAGUUGAUCAGAACUCUAUAGAUAGGAAUAUCGACCAAGAAAAUCAUGAACAAAAUAAAAUCCCUGAAAGAAAUAGUGACAUAAAAGAUAUCCAUGAACAGCGAAGGAGAAAUAAAGAAAAGAUACAAGAAUUAUUAUCGAAUCCCCAAGAAGAAGAUAUUAUUGUACUAAAAGGAAAAGUCAACAGAGUUAUUAGUCGAUUAGACUCAAAAGACUACAGCAAUAUUAAAAAUAAACCAGAGAUGGUUGAUGAUGUGCCUAAAAAGACCGUUUUGUCUAAAAUAGCUUUAUUUGAGCAAAAAGAAGCAGAUGUAUAUAAAAGAAAACUCUCGCGCAAUCAAAUCCAAAAACCGGAUUUGCCAAAAAUCGUUGAUGAAGUUUUAAAACAACCAAGAUCAAACGAUUCAAAUCCAUUUACUUGGACUAAUAGUUAUACAGAAAAACCAAAAAUACAUAUAAAUAAAGAACCCAGAAUUGAAAUCAAAAGAGAGCUGUCGUAUGCUGAAGUGGAUUUGGGAGAUGCUGUGAAGGGAAGAGUCAGAGAUAUGGUUGUUCGUAUGGUGUCGUUUGAACGCAUGGACCUGGAGAGGAAAGGUAUUAUUGAUAUCAAGGAGAAGCCCAGGAGUGGAUCUGUGUCUGAAAAAAUCGCUUUGUUUGAGAAGAAAGUUACCUCACCAAAGAAGAUAAAAUCAGAAACGCCUAAGCAUAAGGGUCCUCCCGAAGUCAACAUGAGUGAAGAAGAGUUGAGAGAACGGAUAGAAGAGUUAAGAGGAGCGAAGAAGUACGGGAAGUUCACUGACUUGAAGUAUGUUGAACUGAAUGAUGGGUUUAUGAUGCCGGCGCUUGGAGUCGGUACUGCUCUGUUACACAAAAGUCUAACGAAGUAUAUAAUCUGUGCUGCCAUAGAGCUCGGCUACCGUACCAUAGAUAGCGCAUACAUUUAUGGCAACGAAAAAGAGAUUGGCGAAGCUAUAAACGAGAAAAUCAACGAUGGAACUGUCAGACGUGAGGACCUCUUCAUAAUAUCAAAGUUAUGGAGUACAUUCCACCGCCGUGAUGUCGUGGAGAAGGCUUGCAAAAUGUCUCUCAAAGCAAUGGGACUGGACUAUUUUGAUUUGUAUCUAAUACAUAAUCCUAUGUCGUUUAAGGAAGGUGACGAUCCUAUACCGAAAAUUGCUAAUGUCAUUCAAUACAGCGAAUCUGAUUACUUAGACGCCUGGUUCGGUCUGGAGAAACUGGUGAAGAAAGACCUGGUUAAACGCAUUGGCGUGAGCAACUUCAACUCAGCGCAAAUAGAUAGAAUCCUUGACAAGGGAAGGAUUAAACCUGUUGUUAAUCAAUCGUUUCCCCAGAUUGAGUGUCAUCCCUACUUGACACAAUACCGCCUGGACGAGUUCUGCCAAUCCAGGGAUGUUAAGUUAAGCUGCUACGGAGUCCUGGGAUCAAAGGGGACGCCGUUGGAGUAUACAAGUGGAUUAUCACCAGUGAUAGAUGACCCUUUGGUGCUUUCAAUGGCUGCUGGGUUGGAGGUUACACCUGCUCAACUCUUGAUCAGUUACCAACUUCAUUUAGAACAUAGUGUGGUGGUAAAGACAUCGACUGGUCGCCAUCUUUGGAGCAACUUGCAAGCGCAAGCCGUGAAACUUGAAAAUUCUCAUAUAUCUGCGCUCAACGCUCUUAAUAGAAAUAAGCGGAAUUUUACUAUGAAAGGAAUGGGUGACACACACAGGAACUACCCAUUUCGGAUACCGUUUUAGAGAAGACAUCUACGAAUGUUGUUAAAAGAUAAAGCGUGCGAAAUUAAUAUUAUAAGUUUGUAAGGUUGUGGGGGGUAAUCUCUUGAGCGAUUACUUUACCAAUAGAGUCACGUUUGUCAGUGUCAUAGACUAAAAUGAAAAAUCUUUUUGGUGGUAGUCUGUUAAAGUUAAAGAAACUGUCGAACUAAAAUGUUCCUUACGAACGAUGAGAGAAUGAGUUCUGAGAAGCGUUUUAGAGCUUGAUAAUCUUACUUACUUAUAUAUAAAUCAAAACAAUUAUUCAAAAACUCCUGCGCGGAAUUUAUUGCGGUUUUUCUGAGUGACU